This is a messenger RNA of Struthio camelus australis, 2991 nucleotides long. RefSeq lists its product as uncharacterized. The record is from RefSeq and is a predicted model, not a curated record. Lineage: Eukaryota; Metazoa; Chordata; Aves; Struthioniformes; Struthionidae. Gene Ontology annotation, biological process: nucleus-vacuole junction assembly. Gene Ontology annotation, molecular function: protein binding; protein-membrane adaptor activity.
GUAUAGUGAGACCUUUGCUCAUCAGUCUUUUAUGGAUUUGGAAACAUUCAACCAAAAAGUACAGUUGACUUUAAAACUUAUCAGUAAACACCAAAUGCAAUAGUUAGCAUAAAUCCAAAUCAAAUCCUUGAAUAAAGUGAUAAUAAAAUAAUUAUAAAGUGUUAAUAAAAGUGAUCAGCACUCAGCAGGCCAGACUGGUUUCCUAAUGAAGGUGAUCUUGAAUCAAACCAAAUUUUACUAGAAACCUCAAGAACAUUACAAAUAUCACCACAUACUACAUUAAUUAGAGCAAGGUCAUGUGUAAAACUGUUCAACCAAAGGUGGCUGCAGACAUCAAGUUGGUGAAUUAUGCAAAAGGAUGGACAAAAGGAAAGCUGCUCUUUUUCCUUUAGUUUUCUUUUUCAGCAUGAAGACCUGUAGGUGAUUUUUUACAAGCAGAGUUGCAAUGUCUUCCCAUUGUUAACUUAUCCAACCCAGUCUGUGGGAUUUGCUUGACUGGAAGAAAAUGUAAUUCUAAAUUCAUUUGACCACUUGUUUUUUUUUUCCAGUUUUCCAUUCUUGCUUAUUACAAAGUUUCACUUGACUGAGUUAUGAGCUGCUUGCCCAGACUGGGCCUUUGUUCUGGCCUACACUCCAGAAGAAACUGGAAAAACCUGUUUACGUAAUCCUUUUUUUUUUUUUUUUUAAAUCUUCCUCUCUCAUUGGCAGCUGCAGCUUGUAUGCAUGUAGACAAGGUGGUGCCUACCUUUCAUGUACAAGGUUGUCUUACAAAAACUGAAGUUGCUUUCUUCACUGUCGUAGAGCUUUUCUAGGCUCCUGAAGGCUUUGGCAGAUGCUCUAGGAGUUAAACUUUUUUUGUUCUCCAUGGGAUGAGCUAAAGUCGUCACUUUACUUUUCUUCAAGCAAAGGGAGGGUGUUUGAGUGUGGCUCUGAUCCAGCCUUUUGAAUAAUAUUUUGUAGACUCCACACAGGAGCUCUGCAGAAACCGCUCCUGUUCUGCAAUGUUUUUGGAGACAGAAAGCUUGUCUUUUUUACAGCAGCUGCACAGGCUGUAGCGUUAAACAAGAUCUUUCACACAGGACAAACACUGAGGCAGCAAAUUAGUGCAAAACGUGGAGAAGUUGGGAAGAAAUUUUUCUUUCCCUCUCCUCCCUUUUUCCAUCGCUUUGUGCUGUUGUUGUGACAAAAAUGGGUCAACUGUGUGGACGAUGCCUGCAGCUGCUGCAGGAUUUUGUGGCCGUGGUUCAGAGGACAUCCACAGAGCUGCUGCAUGGCAUUAAGGAGUGCUUAAUUCUGAUAAGCAACUGCUCUUGCCUAAAACAAAACACCUCUAAAGGCAGGCAGCUGUACAAGCCCAUCCUGCAGCCUCACGAGAGGGUGACAGCACAAGAGUUUCUGCAGCACAUCGAAACAGGUUUUGAAAUGUCACCGCUUGGAAAGGACCCCCUGGAAGCCUUGAGGACUUUAGCCUUUUCAGACAACCCAGGGUUACAGCAGUCUGCAGCUCUCUACUAUUUGCAUAUGAGUCAGCACAUGAACGUCCCCCUGCCUGUGGAGCACCUGGAACCCUUCUAUGCCUUACUGCGGUCUGGUGACCUGGAGGUGCAACAGAUGUCGUCCUUGUCCCUUGUCAACUUUUUGCUGGAAGGAAACAUUGACAAAGAACUGAUUGUCCAAAUGGGUUUACUUGAGCCAAUUCUGGAGCUGCUUGAGUCAGGGGAUCCCACUGUCCAGUGUAAUUCCUGUGCCUGCACCAUGACUUUGGCCAUCUCAGAGUCCAACCGGGAGGCUAUUGCUGCUGCUCAAGGAGUUACACCCCUGCUGACUCUUGCCAAUUCCUAUGAUCCUAGAGUCCAACAAAAUGCAGUUGGUGCUAUUCUCAACCUCACACAAUCAGAGAAGAUCCAACAGGUCCUAUGCAAAGAAGGUGCCCUCCCAGUUCUCACUUUGCUGCUGGAGUCUCCUGACUCAGAAGUGCAGUAUUACAGCUGUACUGCUUUGAGCAACGUGGCAGCCAAUGCGCAGCACCACCCAGCCAUGCUGAGAACAGGCGACAGAUACCUGCUGCGGGUGCUCGUCUCGCUCCUGUCGUCUUCUGUGGACAAGGUUUCCAGCCAGGCAUGUGUUUGCCUAAGAAAUUUGGCCACUAGCGCGGAUACUCAGGUUGAGAUCGUUGCUCACAACGUCCUGCCCAAGCUGCUUUCCCUCCUGGCAUCUGGCAAUAAGGACGUCCGGCGCGCCGCCAUCGCACUGCUCUGGAUACUGUCCCAGCACCCACGCAACCAGGAUGCUCUGGCAUGUGCAGAGCUACUGCAGAGCCUGGGGACGCUACUGUCAGCGCAUAAAACAGACCCCGUCAUUGCUGGCCAUAGUGCCUGUAUCGUCCAAAACCUGAGUCUUUCCAAAAACAGGCAGAGAAUUGUUGAGAGCUCAUGUGUCGAAGGUCUCCUCCAGACCAUGCUUUCUACUGACAUUCGAGAAGACUCUCUUCAUUACGUGACGUCUUGCCUUGCUGAGCUGGCAAAGCAAGAAGGAGCCACGUUACACAUGGUUCAGUGGAUGGAUGAGCCCUUGACAAAGUGCUUGGUGAGACUGGCUGGCCAACUGGAACAUACUGAGCCAUCCUUUCAAGCUGGCUCCAUCAUCCAGCACAUGCUAGGUCACGAAAAGAUGAUGCUUUUGUUGAAAUGUCACAUCAAAGAGACUCAGGCCUACCUCAAGAAUUUCCUCACCCACCAAGAGAUUCGCUUUCAACAGCUGGGCAUUUCUACGUUCUGCAGAUUGCAAGAAGAUCCAGAGUUUUCUUUAGCAUUCAGGAAAAACCAAAUGACCAAACUCCUUGAACAGGUCCGUCAACAAACAGAAGAAACUCAAGAGCUCCUUAGGGCAGCUAUUUGCCAAGCAGACAGUUAAUAUUUAAGCCAGAUGGUUUACAAAAACCUAGCAGAUCCAAGAUCCUUAACCUUCAGAGGAGACAAUUCUUUCCAUUGG